GCACGUGAGAGACCCGGCGAAGGAAGAAGAAUUAGACGAAAAAAAAGAAAGACAGGAUUUUAAGAGAAGAAAAAAGAAGAAAAAGAAAAACAGGAAAAGAAAAAAUAAACGCGAUCGAAUUGUUGUGUUGGCGCGAACGCAUCUAGUUCGAUGUGCAUGUGUGUGUUCUUCUGUGAGUUAUAUCCACGUAGAAGACGAACGCAUUAGUGUUUACGGGAAAAAAAGAAGAAAAUAUAUCAAAGGAGCAUCAUGGCUCAAAUGGAGCAACAAUUACCUAUACCUAUGCCAGAUUUAAGUACUCUUCGUAUAACAACUGCAGUUUCUAUGCUUGGUAAAGCAUAUGGAUGCGGACAGUGCAGUGCCCCCCCACCUGGACCAACAACAAGUACUUCUGUUGGAACGGCCGGAGCAACUGGGAGCAAUGUCGUCGCUCCUAGUUCUUUGGGUCUCGUUCCUGCACAACAAACACAUACUCCGCCUCAACCUCCAGAACUGCCAAUGUUUUCAUGCCCACGAAGGCCCAACAUAGGUCGUGAAGGUAGACCAAUUGGAUUGAGAGCAAAUCAUUUCCAAAUUACAAUGCCACGAGGCUAUGUGCAUCAUUAUGAAAUUAAUAUACAACCUGACAAAUGCCCUCGCAAAGUCAAUAGGGAAAUCAUAGAAACAAUGGUACACGCAUAUAGCAAGAUUUUCGGAACUCUUAAACCUGUGUUUGAUGGAAGAAAUAACUUGUAUACAAGGGACCCUUUGCCUAUUGGAACUGAUAAAAUAGACUUAGAGGUAACACUGCCUGGUGAGGGUAAAGAUCGUGUUUUCAGAGUGGUAAUAAAAUGGGUAGCUCAGGUUUCAUUAUUUGCCUUAGAAGAAGCGCUCGAAGGACGUACAAGACAAAUUCCAUAUGACGCUAUUCUUGCAUUAGAUGUUGUAAUGAGACAUUUACCAUCAAUGACUUACACACCAGUAGGUAGAUCAUUUUUCAGUAGUCCGGAUGGAUAUUAUCAUCCAUUAGGUGGAGGCAGAGAAGUAUGGUUUGGCUUUCAUCAAUCUGUGAGACCGUCUCAAUGGAAAAUGAUGUUGAAUAUCGAUGUUUCUGCAACUGCAUUUUAUAAAGCUCAACCUGUCAUAGAAUUUAUGUGCGAAGUAUUAGAUAUUAGAGAUGUAAACGAACAAAGGAAACCACUUACAGAUUCUCAAAGAGUUAAAUUUACCAAAGAAAUCAAAGGGCUCAAAAUAGAAAUAACUCAUUGCGGAACGAUGAGACGAAAAUACAGAGUAUGCAAUGUUACACGUAAACCGGCACAAAUGCAAUCAUUCCCGCUACAAUUGGAAAAUGGACAAACCGUCGAAUGUACCGUUGCAAAAUACUUUUUGGACAAGUAUAAAAUGAAAUUGCGUUAUUCGCAUCUUCCUUGUUUGCAAGUGGGACAGGAACAUAAACACACAUAUUUACCACUUGAGGUGUGUAACAUUGUAGCAGGACAACGUUGUAUAAAAAAGUUAACAGAUAUGCAAACGUCUACUAUGAUUAAAGCAACAGCACGUUCAGCACCAGAUCGCGAACGAGAAAUUAAUAAUUUAGUAAGGCGAGCUGACUUUAAUAAUGAUUCUUAUGUUCAAGAAUUUGGUUUGAGUAUAUCAAACAAUAUGAUGGAAGUUCGAGGCCGUGUAUUGCCUCCGCCCAAAUUACAAUACGGAGGGCGCGUAAGCUCCCUCAGUGGACAGACGAAACAACAAGCAAUGCCCAAUCAAGGUGUUUGGGAUAUGCGAGGUAAACAGUUCUUUACGGGAGUUGAGAUCAGAGUAUGGGCAAUUGCUUGUUUUGCCCCGCAAAGAACAGUACGAGAAGACGCGUUACGCACAUUCACUACACAAUUGCAAAAAAUAAGUAACGAUGCUGGAAUGCCAAUUAUCGGACAACCAUGUUUCUGUAAAUAUGCUACUGGGCCAGAUCAAGUUGAACCUAUGUUUCGGUAUUUAAAGUCGACUUUCCAAGCAUUGCAAUUAGUGUGCGUUGUGCUACCUGGGAAAACUCCUGUAUAUGCUGAAGUCAAAAGAGUAGGAGAUACGUUACUCGGUAUGGCAACUCAGUGCGUACAGGCGAAGAAUGUCAAUAAGACGUCUCCUCAAACUUUAUCAAAUUUAUGUCUGAAGAUAAACGUGAAAUUAGGUGGCAUCAAUAGCAUUCUGGUACCAAGUAUCAGACCAAAAGUUUUCAACGAGCCUGUUAUAUUUUUGGGAGCAGAUGUAACUCAUCCUCCUGCCGGAGAUAAUAAAAAACCUAGUAUAGCUGCUGUAGUAGGCAGUAUGGACGCUCAUCCAUCGAGGUAUGCAGCCACGGUUAGGGUACAACAACAUAGACAAGAAAUUAUACAGGAGCUCAGUUCGAUGGUCAGGGAACUUCUUGUUAUGUUUUAUAAAAGUACUGGAGGAUAUAAACCACAUAGAAUAAUUCUCUAUCGCGAUGGUGUAUCGGAGGGACAAUUUCUUCACGUCUUACAACAUGAAUUAACUGCCAUUCGUGAAGCUUGUAUCAAACUUGAAGCUGAUUAUAGGCCUGGUAUUACUUUCAUCGUAGUUCAAAAAAGACAUCACACUCGUUUGUUCUGCGCAGAUAAAAAAGAACAGAGUGGAAAAAGUGGCAAUAUCCCGGCUGGUACAACGGUUGACGUUUGUAUAACUCAUCCAACAGAGUUCGAUUUCUAUCUCUGCAGUCACCAAGGUAUUCAGGGAACAUCUAGACCAUCUCAUUAUCACGUUCUCUGGGAUGACAAUCACUUCGAGAGUGAUGAAUUGCAGUGUCUUACGUAUCAAUUGUGUCAUACGUAUGUAAGGUGUACAAGAUCCGUCAGUAUACCUGCACCAGCUUAUUAUGCCCAUCUUGUGGCAUUCAGAGCUAGAUAUCAUCUAGUAGAAAAGGAACACGAUAGCGGGGAAGGAUCUCAUCAAUCAGGCUGUAGCGAAGAUAGGACACCAGGUGCAAUGGCACGAGCAAUUACUGUUCAUGCAGACACAAAAAGAGUUAUGUACUUUGCAUAAUUCUAUCGAUGUUAUUUUCUGUAAAAAUCGAAGCACCACAUUAAUGAUAAUCAUCAUAUCUUGGACAUAGGAAACAAUUCUAGACUACUUAAAUGUUAAACGAUCUUCUUGAGUGGUCAAUUUUUUUUUACUUUUAUAAUUAUAAUAAGUCUAUCCAAAAGCGCUGAUACAAGUGGGAGAUCAAUAUUUCGAAUUCCGCUUUAACGUGAUUGGAUAGACUUUCCAAAUCAUUUAGGAAGUAAGUUUUAAAGGAGGUGCUUUUAGUUAAUCAUGUUUUAAAGUAGAGUGGAGCAUUUUGCAGCUUAGCCGAUUGGUUGUUGCAUGGAAAAGUUCACAUAGACAAUUAAUAAUUAAAAAAUCGGCUGCAACGCACAUUACGCUUAUUUUUUUAGAGGUCUUAGUAUCUCUUGCAUUUGUAUGAUAUAAAUGGUCAGAUUGCUGGAUAAAAUUACAAUUAUAUAGAUCGCUUUGUGCGAGACUGUUAUACGUUUGAAUAUCAUUUGGUGUAAAUUGAAUUUGCCAGUUUUUAUGGAUGUUUUAGAUUGAUCGAUAAUGCGAUUACCAUGCUGAAAAGAUCUUAUAAAGAUAUGAUGAUGUAUGUAAGAUUACGUUUAUCAUCCAGCGUGGGCGCGAGGUUUGCGUUCUAAAACAAUUGAGCAAUGAUAAAUACAUUAGUAAAUAAAAAGCGAACGUAGAAAAGAAUUUAUAAAGGAAUAGAGCACAAGAGUCCAGGCAGCGUCAGAAAGAGCAGCUUUAGAGUGCGAACCUCUGAGACCUACAACAAAUUUUGAAUGUAUAAAAAUCUAAAAAAAAGUUGGCCACUUCAAGUCAUGAAGUUUGAAUGAAAGGGUAAAAUAUUAAACGAGUAAAUUGUGUAAAUGUUAAUUGCCAAGAACUCUGCAAGCCAACGGCCAAAGUAAGUUAGAGAUUUACUAGAGUCAAAUUGAAAGUGAUAAUUAUGGCGAAACAAUUUGUUAUGUAAUCCCUAUAGUGUCAGAAAAUCACAUUGUGCCACAUCUAACUAAUAACAUGCUGCUAUCUUUUAUAUGGCAUAAUUUUGAUCAGUCUAAAUCUAAUGUCACCGUUCACAGUGAUUAUGAGAAUUAAUUUGAAGAUAAAAUCAUGUAACAUAUCUUUACGAGUAUAGGGAAUACAUUGAAGGGGAAUUUUAAGAACAUUUUCUAUAUGAAGUAUAUUUAUUUGUUUUUAAUAUUUAAGCGAAUACACCAUUGAAAAUGUACAAAGACAUUAGUUUUAUUUAUCUCACAUUUUAGUUUUCACUAUUACUGUUUAUUUUUUUAAAUAUGUGGCACAUAACUCACUCCUAAUUAAAUAAACACAUAUACUGACGCUGUCUGAACUGAGAUGGCACGCGAAGUUUAAUAUUGACGAUAUUAAAAAAUGCAAUGAGAGAAUUGGAAUGAAAGUAAGAAAGUUUUGUACAGUACACAAAAUAUUAUAAUCAUGCUGAUAAAAGAUACUUAUGAUUUAAGUUGAACUAGACGUUACAGGGCAUUAGAUCUGGGCUGAUAAUAAAGCCUCGUUAAUGCAGGAAAAUAUUAAAAUAGCAGUAAGAUAUUGAUUCAAUAAUAACACAGAACGUGUGAAGAAAUAUUAAAUUCUAGGAUAAGAUAUGUUUUACUGCAAACGUAAUGCAAAACUUUAAGGUCCUUACAAUUUUACUAUGUCGAGUCAUUUAAUUGAGAUUCCUUCUCGUAAGUGGAAUCGAUUUCAAUAAUCUUUUAGAACAAUAAUCGAUACAAUAAUUGUAUUAAAAGACUUGGAAGAGCUAUUAAUGUACAACCAAGAGAUAGGAUAAUGUAAUUUAUAAUUGUGUAUCGAUGUCGCCGCACGCCAGAGGACAAUUAUGUAUUUUUCGAAUCAUUAAUACAUCGAUAAAAUGAUUAUGUUGUGAGAAGAAUUUUUAUUUUCUGUGAGAUAUCGUCAUUCGGGGGAUAUGUUUUUAUAUGAUUUUAGUAAAUUAUAAAUCAGUAUUAUUACCGGAAAAUUUAAAAAAAAAGAAAAGAAAGUAAGAAAAGAAAGCAAUUCACGUAAAAACAAAAAAAAAAAAAAUAGAAUAUAUCAAUUUUCAUAUAUCUCAUUGACUUAUGAUUAGCCAAUACGUACAUAUUCGAGAUAUGUGUUAUCAUUUGUCUGUAUUAAUGAUUCUGACAUUAGGCUUACAAGUGAUACAAAUGUAAUAUUAUUCUCGAAAGUAUGAAAAAAGGACCUUAUAUUAUCAAUAAUAUUUAUUGCAGUUAUAUAUUUAAGUAUAUAGUUUAAGAGAUUAUAUCUAUACUACUUAUAGUUGGAUCAUUUAAUACUUAGUUUUUGACUAUGUAAAAAUUAAGCAAGUUUUUAUUAUGAUUUCAUAAUAGCGCAUAUUUCUUUUGAGCAUAUACAUAAAAUGAUUUGAUGGUUUUGAUUCAUCAAAAAAAAAAAAAAAAAGAAAAAAAAAUGAAAAAAAAAAAAACUUUACAAAGGCAGCAUGUGAACGUAAUUAUCAAAGUAGUAUAGUGGAAUGUAUGCGAAAUUGCAUAGAAGAAAAGAGAAAAGUCUUAUCCGUGUUGUUGAAAAUGUAAACGGGAACCAAAAUGUGUACGCAGAAAUAAUUAGUAGGAUAUUACGAACCAUCGAUUUUUGAAUUGUAACGAGACCAUACAGAUCUAUUAGUUUUAAGUCGACCUAUGCACGAGAAGCAGCUACAACUGUAAUCAGGGCGCAAGUAAAUACCAAAAAAAAAAAGAAGAAAAAAAAAAAAGAAAAGUAAACAAAAAAAAAAAAAGAUAAAGACUUUGGAAACAGAAAGGAAGCAUAAAGUGGAUAUAAAAUAGAAAUAAUGAAUUUUAUUAACGUAAUAGGAAUAAUGUUCAAAUUGACAACCAUCAAAGUCCUGUUAAGUCCGAUUUCGUGUACGCGGCCCUCUAUGAAUUUUCUUGCGAUAAAAAUAACCAAGGUCUGACUAAAUCGAUAUUUUCCUGCGCCUAUAAAGAAAUUAGCCUCCAUUUGUAAAUAUACCUCAUUAACUUAUCCGUAGGAUCAUUUCUCACAUUGUCUGUAAACGCAGGCAAGAACGCUUAAUAAUUUGUAAUUUUUAUCUUGUAAGAGGUUGGAGAGAAAUAGGGUAUUCGUUAUACUUGUCAUGAUGAUCAUUACUUUUAAGUCAAUAUUGCAAAAUAUUAUUGUAACAAUAAUCGGAGAAAAACUUCAUUGAAAAAUUCGGUUUUAUAAUAGCUUGAAAGAUCAUCUCAUUCUGAUUUAAACGAAUAUUUUAAACGAUUAAGCCAUUGAUGAAAUUAAACGGAAAGAAAAAAGAAAAGAAAAGGAAAAAAAAAAAAAAAGAAAAAAAAAAAACGGGUGUAUAAAAUGACUUUAUUAGCGUGUAACAAAUUAAUCGGAAUCUAUUCCGAUGCGAUGAAUUCACUUUUACUAUCUAAUAUCUCAGAGAUAUUUUAAGUUGUAAGGCAAAUAAUUUAUAUGUGUAAUACUUGUACACAUGUGUACGUACGCGAGCAUGUAACGAGCAUGUGCGUACGUAUGUGUAUCGGUAUAUACACCAUGCAUACUUAUAUAAAUACAUUUUAUCACUGAUUCAUUCGUACACAAAUGCUGUUCACGAAGUAUACAUAUGAAUUAUAAUACAAUCUUAAAAAAAAAAAAAAGAAAAAAGAAAAAAAAAAGAAAACCAAUAACAUGUGAGCGAUACCCAUGUAUUUUGAAAAGCUUAACAGAUUACAUUAUAAUCAUUGUAUCUAAACGAUUAAUUCUUACUACUAAUAAGCGGGCUCUUAUACUUGAAAAGUAUAUAUUUGCUUUGAAAUUGGUAUAAUCAAUGUUUUGCAAAGUGGCAAUCUCCUUAAUAUAUGCAAUAUUUAUGAUAUAUGAGUCGAACAGAUAAAAAUCAUUAUUACCAAUUAACUUUCUCACACAUUUUCUCACAUUUUUGCACAGUAUUAAUAUUAACCCACAUUUCAUUUAACGAGCCAAGUCAGUUAUUUCAUAUAUUAUUGCACAAAAUUCGUAAAUAAGUUUAAUAUGCAAAUAUAUCUUAGGUAGAAAAAGUAAUUCGUAAAGCGCCACCAAAGACGCUGUUGCUGCGAUAUUAUAAUUUUUCCAAAUCUUGUUUAUAUCAAACGAAAGAGAAAUUGUUGAAUAAACGGUAGCAAAUUUGUUAUUAAAAGGGCGUAUGAUGUUUAAAUUCACGAUUAAACGUGCACAAGGGUACCUUUUUCUUUUAAUACGUUGUAGAAAUGAAAAUAUUCGAGGUAUGCGUGAACCAUUUGAUUUUUAAUGUAAAAACAUUUUUAAAAUAGGCAAUACGAUACGACGCGAAAGAUACAUAUAAUAUUUUUUAUUUUUAUUAUUUUUAUUUUUAUUUUUUUUUUUUUUUAUUUUCGAGUUUAUUGUCAUUCGCUACGCCGUGUUACCUUUAUAACACCGUUAGAAAGUCAUAAUUUUAGAUAAUAAGUUUAUUAUUGCUUAUUUCAUAUACGAUCGUAUAUGCAACAUAUUAGAUGUACAUGUAUAUUUCUUGAUAUCACAGCUUUAAGUGGGUAACAAGCUACAAAACGACUGGUAGUAGCGCUCACAGUACAUUGUAAUGCAUGCUAUGGUUUAAUAAUAUAAGUUGAUAAUUAUAUAUUAUUUACACAUUCUUAAUUCUUCGUGGAUAAUAAGCCUGAGGAGAUAUCGGUACAUUGAAAAAUAAUUGAAAUAACAUUAAAUUUAAGAGCGAUCGAAGAUGUAUUGUAAAAGUAACGCUUUAUAAGCUUAGUAAUAAUUUAUAAUUUAUAACUUUAAUUUAUAAUACGUAUAAUGUAAUUGGAAUCAUUUUUCGUUUUCUCUUCCACUUAUAAUGUGUUACUUGGAAAGGAUAUGAUGACUAUUGAAAGUUGAUCUCGAAAGAAGGAACGUUGCGUUUGAAAUACCAUUUGUUUCACGACUGCUAUCUCCGUGGCUUCGUACUUUAAUGGUGUACGAAUGGCUUUAUAACGUUUAAAUAUAAGAAACUGAUAACACAUAGUAUUUGCAAAGUAUAAGUUACUUAUAUCUUAACGGAAGUGGCCGUCGCUUCUUAGAGAUUCAUGACAUUAUACUGGAAGUAAUAUCUGUACCUAUAUAAUAUUUUCUCGAAGCUAAUGGGGCAAUAUCGAAGAACAAUUUUUCUAUUCUUUCUAUAAAAUUUGUUUAUCAUAUUCGUAUCACGCGUUGAUCCACGAUCUUAUGAUCAUUUAUGCUUAUCGCAAUAGCCAUUUAACGUUCGUCAAAAUCAAUUCAUUUUAUACACAAUUCAUACACAGCAAAGUUUAUAAUCAUUAUUUAGCAUAUCCGAUCUGUGUUGUAAAACGUCUCGAGUUAUCACUUUUUUUUUCAUCAGUUCUGCGGAUGAUUUUUUGUUCCUUUUUUUUUUUUUUUUUUUUUUUUUUGAGACAUUGGCUAUUGUGGAUUGAAAAAUUGCUACAAAAUUCGUGAUCUAUAUUACAGUUUUCGGUUUGAAAUUUUUUAUAUCGUCGAAUUCUUGCAACCCAUUAACUUCUCUUGCAACAAGGACAACGUCUUUGGCACGUUGUAAAGUGUAAAAGAUAAAAGGAGGAAUAAGAGAGGAAAAUUAUUGAUUAACACGGAGACGUUAAGAUCCAUCGUUGUAUAAUGUUUUAGAAAGAAAAGAAAAGAAAAGAAAAGAAAAGAAAAGGAAUAAAACUACUUUCUCUGUAUCUCUACAAGUGCCUGGCGUUUCGUCCGUAAAGUGGCAAACAAUAAGAUUGAAUUAAAUAUAAAACGACAAAUAUAAACGAUCUUCGAAAUUCUAAAGAGAUGAAUAAUAUCAAGUCGCGGGUGUUGUGUAACGAUAAAGCGUCGAAGUUAUUCUGUAAUAUUUUGACGCUGUCGAUAAUAAUUAAUUAAGAGAUAAAAACUAGGCAAUUAAUAGAUAUUUGUUAAGGGGCGGGUUGUGUCGUUUUAAAUAGGACGCUGCACGCUGAAAGUAUAACAAACAUAAUUAUAUUUGUUGGAGUCUUAUCGAAAUGCCGGGUAAAAAUGUUAUUUAUUAGAGAUAAGGUAUAUAUACCUAUUAUUAAUAUAACGUAUGUAUGUUCAUAUAUAUAUAUAUAUAUAUGUACAUACAUACAUAUAUAUAUAUAUAUAUAUAUAUAUAUACGUAUAUGUAUGGCAUAGGUACAUAUAUAAAGGCAGAAUACCACGUAAUGCGUUAUGCACGUAUGAGCAUAACAAAAUCUGUAUAUAUACACGUACAUAUAUAAAUAUAUAUAUAUAUAUAAAUCCAUAUAUAUAUAUAUAUAUGUGUAUAUAUAUAUAUAUAUAUAUAAAAUUAAAAACAUUCACGUCACAUAUAAUAUAUGUCGAAAGAAGAAUAACGUCAACUAUGAAACUGAUUUUAAUAUGUCACACCAAUAAUUAUUAUACAUAAAAUCGUUAAAGAAAAAGGAAACUCCAAAAAUCA
Molecule: messenger RNA, 9496 nt
Organism: Vespula pensylvanica (western yellowjacket)
Lineage: Eukaryota; Metazoa; Arthropoda; Insecta; Hymenoptera; Vespidae
Gene: AGO1
Product: protein argonaute-2
Exons: 13
Coding region: 250-3036 (928 amino acids)
Molecular function (GO): protein binding; RNA binding
Source: RefSeq, a predicted model, not a curated record